AUGACGGUCGAAGACCUGCCUACGAUCGAGCAGCUACCUAAAGCUGAAUUUGUCGACUAUGCCCGUCCGAUGAAAGUGAUAGUCAUAGGGGCUGGUAUAUCCGGUAUCCUUGCGGCAAUUCGAUUCCCCCAACGUAUUCCAAACUUAGACCUCGUUGUCUACGACAAGAACCCUGAAAUCGGAGGGACCUGGUUCGAGAAUCGGUACCCCGGCGUUGCAUGUGAUGUUCCGGCCCAUGUAUACCAAGCUUCGUUCGAACUUAAUCCCAAUUGGUCGCAGUUCUACGCAUCCGGACAGGAGAUCCUUGAAUAUUGGAAAGGCAUUGUUGCGAAGUACGAUGUUCGGAAGUACAUGAAGCUAAGCCAUAAGGUUGUGGAGGCGAGGUUCAACGAAAAGGAAUCAAAGUGGCAGGUCACGGUUGAGAACUGCCAGACGCACGAGGUGCUACACGACACCUGUGACGUCCUUUAUGCAUGCAUCGGUGCUUUGAACGACUGGAAAUGGCCUGAAAUCCCCGGACUUGCCGAUUUCAAGGGCAAGCUACUCCACAGUGCCGUAUGGGACAAUGACUGGAGCCCUGAUAACCUUUCUGUCGCAGUUAUUGGGUCUGGGUCUAGCGCAAUCCAAAUUGUGCCGGCCAUCCAGCCGAAAGUGAAACACCUUGAUAACUAUGUUCGUGGUCAGACAUGGAUUGCUCCUCCAUGGGCUGCGGAUGAGGUUCGCAAACAUACGUCCAGCGGAUCCAACUUCAAAUUUACUCCAGCAGAGCUCAAGGAGUUUAACGCAAAGCCUGAAAAGUUACUGGACUACAGAAAAAAGCUCGAAUCAGAAGUCCAGUCCAUGUCCAAGAUCCUUCUGCGCGGUGAACUCGCAGAAAGCACGGCCACUACGUUCACCAACCACAUGAAGAGCAAGCUCUCUAACAAGCCCGACAUCCUGGACAAGAUCCUGCCGUCGUUUGCACCCGGCUGCAGGCGCAUCACGCCAGGGGCUGGAUAUCUUGAGGCCCUGUCUGAAGAGAACGUCUCAUUCGUGUCUGAUCCAAUCUCCAGAAUCACGGGGGAAGGGAUCGUCACCGCGGACGGGACACACCGCAAGGUCGACGCCAUUGUCUGCGCAACCGGCUUCGAUACAUCCUUCUCGCAACGAUUCCCGAUCUACGGGCGUGGAGGCCAUGAGCUCGGGGCGAGAUGGCAAGAUUAUCCUGAUACCUACCUCAGCCUGAGCACACAGGGGGCCCCGAACCUGUUCUUCGCUCAUGGUCCCAGCUCUGGUAUCGGAGUUGGGUCGCUGGUCAUCAUCCUGGAGCGGACAUGCGAUUAUGUUUGUAAGAUGAUUUCUAAAAUGCAGACGGAUCGGAUUGCGACGGUCGAGCCAACACCGCGUUCCUGCAAUGCUUUCCGAGAGUAUUGUGAGAGAUACUUUAGGAACACGGUGUUCUCGCUGCCGUGCCGGUCGUGGUACAAACGGGGAACUGAGGACGGACCGGUCACUGCUCUUUGGCCUGGUUCAUCGCUGCAUUUCCUCAAUGUGUUGGAGAAGCCACGGUUUGAAGAUUAUCAGUAUACGUACCGGAGUGGGAGUGAUAUGGCGUGGAUUGGGAACGGGUUUACCCUGUGCGAGGUGGACGCGACACUCGAUAAGACGGGAUAUCUUGACCCUGAGCAUAUUGAUUACCCCGCUGUCUAG
Aspergillus puulaauensis is the source of this 1689-nucleotide messenger RNA. Its product is annotated as flavin-containing monooxygenase. The transcript is spliced from 2 exons. The record is from RefSeq and is a predicted model, not a curated record. Bases 1 to 1689 code for a protein of 562 amino acids. NCBI's taxonomy places the organism in Eukaryota, Fungi, Ascomycota, Eurotiomycetes, Eurotiales, Aspergillaceae.